CUUGGAGCCCCCUCGGAAGGAAGGCUCUUUCGUUAGGCUGGGGUGUGACCAGGGGGUCACGUCGGUUGCCCGCCUGCUUCGUCAGGCAUCAUUUCAAGUGACAUGUCUGUCCUAUUGACGCAUGCCAUACCGAUGUCAAUCCCUUUUACCUCGCUAACAAAUAACCACUUUGCCACGCUCAACAGAGGUCUUCAGCAAUCUGCCGUACAACGAGAAGGCCGACACCUACUCAUUUGCCGUACUCAUGUACGAGCUGCUAGUCCGGGAGAUUCUGAUCGUGUCGUACUUCAAUACCGGCAAGGGUGAAAAGAUGGGCCUCACGAAUGCCGAGGACUACGCUCGAAAGGUUUGUGAGGGUUUCCGCCCGCCCCGCCCCACCUGCCUGGCCGACGCCGCCUGGGCCCUCAUCGCCGACUGCUGGCAUGACGACCCCGUGCAGCGACCCAGCAUGGGCUCGGUGCUGGCACGGCUGAGGGCGCUGCGGGAGGCGGAGGCGGUGCAGCCGACCGACCCACGGGUCAUGGGCGGCUGUGUGCCUGGCUGUGUGCUGAUGUGAGGCUGAGAAGGUUGAUGAGGGGUGAGGGAGCGGGAAUAGAAUGCGGGCGAUGGGGAAGGUGGGUGAAGGGUUGCAAUGUGUAAGGAGAGAUGAGGGGAUGAUGGGAGAGGGCGGGAUGUUGGGGCCUGGGAUCUACGUGUAUGUGCACACGUGUGCCGUAUUGGGUUGUGCAUGUGGCAGGUGGCAGUGGGUUAACACCAAGUAACAACGAAACGUGGGAAAUGCGCGUGCUUUUAUACGCGAAAAGCCUUCUUGUUUGGUGAGUUCUAAAUUAGAGGGAGUUUUAUAGCUACCGGAUCCUUGGCAGAAUAUGUCAAGUGCAAUAAUACUUAGAUAGGGCGCCCCUUGCUCAUGUUGGCACGAAAAACACGCACACGGCAAUGUCAAUGUUUCUGUUUGAGUUGGGAUUAACUUGCAAAUGAGUUAAUGUUGAGGGUUAAGACGCAAUGGCCGUUGCCGCGAAGAAACCCUUGUGGAGGUUUGUUGUACUUAUGACUUCAAGCGGAUGGGUGUUGCAAGCCCCGGGCGUGCAGUACAAGACCCGGGGGAUGGCUGUCUUUAUAGUUGUGGAAUAGCUACAUCGCUUGGGCGUCACUUUUAUAGUUCUUUGGGUCUUAGUCAUGCACAGUUGCAAUUUGUAUUAGUUAGCUGUUGGUAUGCAUGCUUCAGGCCGCCACAACGCCACGAGCAUUCUGCUAGCCAUAGCCGCAGACAAGUUGUGCUAUUACUGUCAGAUUAGUCACCCUUUAACCGUACACUUGUUUAUAAUUGUGCAUUCGCACAAUGUUUUAUGCACUUGUUUUAAGUAUUAUGUGAGAAGCUGUCUUCUACUCUUAGUCUUUUUUGUCAUGUUCUGGGUAUGUCGGUGGCCGGGCUGCAAUGAUUUACGCGCGACUCUGUUACUGUUUGGAGUGGGAAUGGGGACGCCGUCCAGCUUGACAGGGAAUUAGUUAGGCGAACGUUGUGGAAGGGCAACGUGUUUCAGCUUCCAGUUGUGUAGUGUGGGGCUGGGCCGUCGGCUGGACUUCCUGUCACGUUGACAGUUGGGCCAUCCCUCCGCGACGCUCCUGUGCAGCGCGUGCACCAACCCUUUUGUGGAUGUACGCGUCCCCAGACCCUGACAGGGACCAAUAUGAUCCUUUCUCCCCUUCUUGUCCGAGUCGGGGCAGGGAAUGCAGGGCGACUCUGCUGUUGGCAGCGCAUGACUUGAUGACUCCUUUCUUUGCUUUGUUGUACGGUAGAUACGAUAAUGACCAGUUUGAGGCUAGUAAGGCCCAGACGUCUGUAGUACAUAAGCUUUUUGUUGUACGGAAAUAAGCGGCUGAAUGAAUGGCGGUUGCAGUGGCUAUUAAGCAUCUCUGUAACGCAUCCCAAC
Astrephomene gubernaculifera is the source of this 1931-nucleotide messenger RNA. The record is from the annotation of a GenBank genome assembly. Lineage: Eukaryota; Viridiplantae; Chlorophyta; Chlorophyceae; Chlamydomonadales; Astrephomenaceae.